GGCCCGAAUAGUUUGCACCAAAACACUGAAGUCAGCUUUAGUUGUUGCGCGGCGCUGCACCUGUCGCCCAACCAGCUCACCUGCGCGCUGCCGGGGAUUUACCUCUUCUCUUUUCUUUUUUUUUAACCUCAGAAUGCGCCAGUGAUCCUUUCGCUCAGUCGCAUCUACUCGACAACUUAUCGAUAACCAUGAAGAGGGGGAAGUUGCAUUUUCGGGGUCGAAAGAACCAGUCUCUUUUCGACAACAACUUUCCAAUCAAGGAGAUGGAAAAUGUGGAGCUGGUGCUGAAGUCCCCAGCGGUCCCCGAGUCAGGAACGGCCAGUGUGCGGGCCAGACCCACCGUCAAGCAUAACGCUUCCUCAUUUGACAGCUUUCAAGGGUUUGCUGUCGCAACACCCAAGAUUCCCCUCCUCCCCUCUGUCAACGGUCCAAAGAUCAACGGUUCAGUUGGAGACAACUUGUCCAAUGGAUCUGUUAUGUCCGUGCCUGUCCUCAAAGAGGGAGGGUUGUUUGUUCCUCCUCCUCCUGCUAUGGCUCCUCCACCCCCUCCAGGAGCUUUUAUCCCUCCUCCGUUAGACUUCAUGGGGGACCUGAACAGUCUAAAUGCGGCAACCCUUCCCUCUCUCUCCAUGCCCGAUCCGAAGCCAGCCUCACUGCCACCAUUCAUGGAGGCGGAGGACUUAACCUUCAUGAAACCCCCACCAAUGGCUCCCCCAGAGCCUCCACCCACUCGCUCCAAUGGCUUUGUGUCAUCCGGCCCCAUUUCCCGUCCACCGUCAAACGUACCGACACAGCAUCCAACGUUCUCCCCACCGGUGCCUCCUUCGGAAAGUCAACACAAGUCUCAAAAGAAACCACCUCCAAAACCCAUUAGACUGUCGUCAAUGUCCAAUUUAGACUCGCCACCAGCCACACCUGCUCCACCCCCCCCUGAGAAGAAAACCACACUCUCCACCUUCAAUCCCCAAAACACAGCGAAGGUUUUCUCUGUUCCUCAGACCUCAUUUCUCAGAGGGUAUGAAGAGCAAGAUACAAGAAGCAAGCAGAUGUUGCUCCUGGAAGAUUCUGCGUCCAGUAACUCUGCCCCAGUUCUUGCAAAUGUUGAUGGAAAAGCCCCUCAAGGGGCUACGCCUCAUAAACCAGCUCCCAAAGAUGUACAGGAGCUGAAGAAGAAUUUACCAGUUACCCAACCCUCUGAAUCACCGCCCCCUGAGCCGACCAAGGAGGCUAAAGAAGGGACGGUUUCAGUACAGCCCGAAUUUGACAAACCCCUCCGGACCCCACAUCAAACGUCCCCACAGCUGCGUAAGCUAAACGGUACUCAGGUAAAUUCAGACUCCAUCAUCAAGGACAGAUAUGUCGGAUCUCCAAGUCGCAAAUUUAGUCCGAUACUAGAUCGUAAACUACGCAACCUGAAGAGUGGUGAAGCCCACGGGGCUCGAGAUGGACCUGCCGCGUCCCCUCUGGCUCUUUUAAUGGCGGCUAAAGAAAGAGACAAACAAAAAUCGGCUUCCUUUGUAUCACAGGAAAACAGGAGCAAGGCGAUUGAGCAGCCAAGCGCCAGCAUUCAACCGAAUGACAUCGGUCCCAAUUCAUUUAGUGUCACCCCGAUGUCCAGCUCGUCCUCUUCUCUAACGUCUUUGGACAGAGUACAGGAGGGUCUAAAGUCCGUCUGUCCAGUGGCACAAACAGUUCAGCCUCCAAUCAAAUCCAGCAGUGUCGCUCCGGCCAAGGAUCCGAUGUCAUCCGCGGGUUCAGCUCUCAGAGGGACGGUAGCGUCCCCAAGUGCGACCAACUUGGUUGAGCAGAAGCCAAGCGCAACACAAAGCCCCUCAAUUUCACAACACACACAGCCUGAGGAGAUAAUUAUGCCAUUACUCCCUCCGCCGCCAGAGUUUGGAGAUUUGGAUGACAUUGUGGAGCCGCCUCCCUCCAUGCGUCCCCCUGACCCUCCCAGGAAAAAGGCACCAACAGUAACUGAGGUCCCUCGCCCUCCAUCCCAUGUUCCUCCUCCCCCACCGAGACCCAAAAUACCAGAAGCUCCAAAACUCCCCCCUCCUGAAAUCAUCGCCAAACCAAUGCAGCAAACUCAGAUGAAACCCAAGACAGCCCCCGCUCAGCUCCCAGCCACUAUUUCACCCAACCAGGCCACGCUGCUGAGCAUCCUCCAAAAGAAGAUGAUGGAAAUGGACCCGAAAAUGGCCCCGGCGAACGAGGCAGAGUCCUCCUCUGAUGACUGGGGCGCCCCCAUGUACGAUGAGGACAAUAAAGUCCCUGUUGUCCAGACAGCCGCACCACAGAGCAAGAAUUACCCUGUGGUCAACAAAGCAGCAACGUUGAACAUGCAGGAGCUGGAGCGUAAAGUGGCCAAAAAGUAUGAGGAAACCUCUUCAGGGAAAGUUCCCAAGAGCAACGGGACCCAGUCAAUACAUCAGCACGGGAUGACCUUUACUGUUCGGCCUGGAACGCAGCAGCCCAUUAGUCUCGUGCGUAAAGGGGAUCCGUAAUGAGACUUUUUAAAGAGACACGUGUUCUUCUGCUUAUCUUACUUUGCACGGGAUUGGAUCAUGUGUUUUUGCUUCAGAAGGCAUUUGUACAGAAGCACUUUGAACAAAUGACUUAACAAAUAUGUUUGAAAUGUCCCAUAGAUACGGUCUGCUGAGUCAACGCACGCCUCAAUCUUAUGAGAACACACCAUCACUGUCAAAUUGUGUUUUCUGUUAUGUAUAUAAUUUCUAGAUGUCAGGUGGACCAUUUUUUGUUUAUUUGCUGCUGCUAUAUAUAGUUUAAUGUUGGAAAUAUUCCCCUUUUACCUAAAGCUGUUUAAUACAACAUCGGUUACAUUCAUUUAAGUUAUUCACAGCUGGCAAGUGAAAAUGAAUCUACAUUACUCCCCUCAAAAAAUCUUGUUAAAUCUCAACUUGCACAUAUCUGUACAUUUUAUUGUUAAAUAAUAACAAUGUAAAAUGCAACUAUUGAAAUUUGUUUUGUAGUUACAUCAUUCCCAUAACUGAAACGUUAGAUGGUUAGACACACACGAUUAAAGUAAAUCUGUCCAUUUGCACAAAGCCAAAUAUGUUUCUCAUAUUUAUUGUUCUCAGAAAUUCUUUCCCAUCUGUAUAAUAAUUAUUUUACUGCAGUAAACGUUGUGUUAAUGUGUCUACACACAUGUACAUAUUUUCUAUAAGCUAUUUCAAAUGUUCGUUGUAAAGUCUUUAAGCAAACAUGUUCAACAACUAAUCUGAAACUAAAACAAUUGUGUGUUAACAAGACAUCUUAGUGAGGAACGGUGAAAGGGCCGAUGACAUGGUGCUUUUGGGUGUGCAUAGGAGAAUAGAACUGGAACGACGGUUGGAAUGUGGCACCAACAUAAAGAUUUUAUAACUUGAAUAAACUUUUUUUCUUUC
Gasterosteus aculeatus aculeatus (three-spined stickleback) is the source of this 3407-nucleotide messenger RNA. RefSeq lists its product as uncharacterized. The record is from RefSeq and is a predicted model, not a curated record. Lineage: Eukaryota; Metazoa; Chordata; Actinopteri; Perciformes; Gasterosteidae.